Mastomys coucha (southern multimammate mouse) is the source of this 2286-nucleotide messenger RNA. It is a transcript of the gene Lrit2, whose product is annotated as leucine rich repeat, Ig-like and transmembrane domains 2. The transcript has 3 exons. NCBI's taxonomy places the organism in Eukaryota, Metazoa, Chordata, Mammalia, Rodentia, Muridae. Gene Ontology annotation, molecular function: protein binding. The coding region runs from base 21 to 1670 and encodes 549 amino acids. The record is from RefSeq and is a predicted model, not a curated record.
AGUAUUGCCUACAGAUAAAUAUGGCUUUUGUUUUUUACUGUUUCUUGCAAGUUCUGGCCUCUUGGGUUAUACAUGAAGCGCAGCUGUUCUGUUUGCCAGAGUGUACCUGUUCAGAGGAGAGUUUUGGCAGGAGCCUUCAGUGCAUGUCUAUGUCUUCGGGAAAGAUUCCAAAUAAUUUUCCCGAAGAACUCAAGCAAGUGAGAAUUGAAAACUCACCCUUAUUUGAACUUCCCCAGGGGUUUUUCACCAACAUGAGCACUUUGGAAUACCUUUGGCUCAACUUUAACAACGUCACUGUGAUCCACCUAGGCGCCCUGGAGUAUUUGCCGGAGCUGAGAGAGCUGAGACUGGAGGGGAACAAACUCCGUUCAGUACCGUGGACAGCGUUCCGCGCCACCCCUCUCCUGCUGGUUUUGGAUCUCAAACACAACAGGAUAGAUGCUCUCCCAGAACUGGCUCUUCAGUUCCUAGCCAACCUGACAUACCUUGACAUAUCCUCCAAUAGACUGACAGUUGUAUCCAAGGGUGUCUUCUUGAACUGGCCAGCCUAUCAGAAACGGCAGCAGCUUGGUUGUGGAGUUGAGAGUCUCUCCAACAUGGUAUUGUCACUGCACAAUAACCCUUGGCUAUGUGACUGCCGUUUAAGAGGGUUUGCUCAGUUUAUCAAGUCUAUUAGUCCCCCUUUCAUCCUGGUGAAUUCUUACCUGAUAUGCCAGGGUCCCGUCUCUAAGGCAGGGCAGCUUUUACAUGAGACUGAGCUCGGAGUUUGUAUGAAGCCAACUAUUUCAACCCCUAGUGUCAAUGUCACUAUUCAGGUAGGAAAGAAGGUGACCCUGCAAUGUUUGGCACAAGCCAGUCCCUCACCAACCAUUGCAUGGAAGUAUCCCCUGAGCACGUGGAGAGAAUUUGAUGUGUUGGCCUCACCAGUUGCAGAAGGUAUCAUUCUGUCCCAGCUUGUUAUCCCAGCAGCUCAACUGGUAGACAGCGGUAAUUAUACUUGCAUGGCCUUCAACUCCAUCGGCAGAAGCUCCCUUGUCAUCUUACUCUAUGUCCAGCCUGCACAGGCCAUGCCUGAAUUGCAUUUCCUUUCCACCUCUUCAGAGAUCAGCACCUAUAUUGACCUACGAGUGGUCAAGCAGACAGUGCAUGGCAUCUUGUUGGAAUGGCUCACAGUGACCAACCUCCCCGAGGAACAAUGGUUCACCCUCUAUAUUACAUCUGAUGAAGCUCUCAGGAAGAAGGUGGUCCACAUAGGCCCUGGAAUCAACACAUAUGCUGUGGAUGACCUUCUCCCAGUUACAAAAUAUAAAGCAUGUCUCAGCCUGAGGAACCAGCCUCCAGGCCAGGGCCAGUGUGUGGUCUUUGUGACAGGCAAAGACAGUGGUGGACUAGAGGGUCGUGAGCACCUCUUGCAUGUCACUGUGGUCUUGUGCGCUGUGCUCCUGGCACUGCCUGUGGGUGCUUAUGUCUGGGUAUCCCAGGGCCCAUACAACUGCAGUGAGUGGUGUUUUCGCUGUUACCCUCUUCACAGGAAAACCCUAAGAUGCCCACAAGCAGUACCACAGUGCAAGGAUAGCUCUUUCAAAGAUCCUUCAGCUGUCUAUGAGGAUGGUGAGAGUCACAGAGUCAUGGAGGAGGAUGAGGAGAUAGAAAAGGAGGGCAUCAGUUAACAACCCACCAUGGCAUGGAAAUGAAUAGACCUCCCAUCCCUGAAUCCAACUUUCUAUGACAGCACAACUUGGCUCCAUCCAUUUAUCAAACAAGUAUUUCUUGAGCAGCCACUGUGUUCUAAUUAAGGUACUUGAUGAAGAGAGUUCAGAAAUAAGAAAGGGGACACAGUAUUUAUCUUCAUAAAGCUAAAGUCAAUGGAGCUCUGACUUAUUAAAGUGAUACUUUUAUUUAUUAAUAAAUAUUACUCUUAUAUAUACAUAGUCCUAUAGGGCUUACACAGAACAUCUCACAUGCAUUAUCCUGUAAAGGGAAGCAGGAUAUUCCUUAUUGUAGGUAAAGAAACUUGAUCGCAGAAAGGUUGAUGAUUUGCCCAUCACUUUCCUAGCCAGUGGCAUGGCACUGGUCUACAGAGGAUGGAUCCUGUUGUUUUACAAAUGAGCCAGUGACUGACCUUACUACACACAUUGUGCUAAUACAGAUGCAUUGAGAAUCAAUGGCAGUUGAAAUAACAUUUUAAAAAUUGAUGGCAACACUCAUAUUGAAGUUAAUCACCCUUCAUUUCUUUAGGUUCUUAUAUUUUUCUUCAAGGAAAAAGAAUUAAACCUUUUAAAAUGG